GAGGUGCUUCCAUCAAGAUGAGAGGUUUUGCGUGUGCACAUGCAGAGAAGAGGCAUCGCCUGGAUAGAACUUUGAACUGUAUUAGCAAGAAGGGCUGUGUGGGAAGCUGCUAUGCUAAGGACGUCAAGUACAAGCCGUUGGGCGCCCUGUUACCUGAAGGUUUCAGCGGCAAGAUGUUCUAUGUGAAGCUUGUCCUCCUCGUUCUCAUGUGCGGCUCCUUCAUGGGCCUUCUCCACUCGCCAUCGAUCCACCAUGGCGACGACGAAAACAACACGCAGUCCCCUGAAGCGUCGAAGUUGAUGUGGACAUCGAACGCCGAUCAGAAGGACUCGGGUUACGUGUCGAACGUGAGGAUCGACUGGUCUCGGAUUUCCAUGGCGGUGCAAGAAGUUUCUAGAGCAGAAGAUCAGUUACGAGUAGGGCUCCUGAACUUCGACGGGGUGGAGAUGGACCAGUGGAGGACGCUGCUUCCGCGGAAUGCGGCCGUCUCCGUGGUGCACCUGGAGCGCGUCUCGAGCAACGUCACCUGGGAGCACCUGUACCCGGAGUGGGUCGACGAGGAGGAGCUGUACGCCGCGCCGACGUGCCCGGACCUGCCGGAGCCGGCGCCGGCGCCGGAGGGACUAGAGUACGACGUCGUCGCGGUGAAGCUCCCGUGCAGUGGCGCUGCGGGCUGGUCCAAGGACGUGCCGCGGCUGCACCUGCAGCUGGCGGCGGCGAGGCUCGCCACCGCGGGCAGAUCGGAGAAGGCGGCGCACGUGGUCGUGGUGAGCCAGUGCUUCCCGGCUCCAAACCUGUUCAGGUGCAAAGACGAGGUCAUACGCGACGGCGACGUGUGGGUUUACAGACCGGACGUGGGCGAGCUCCGGCGGAAGCUUGCGCUUCCCGUCGGGUCCUGCAAGCUCGCAAUGCCGAUCAAAGCACUCGGGGAGUCGUACGUGUCGUCGGCGCCGCGGCGGGAGGCGUACGCGACGAUCCUCCACUCGGAGCAGCUGUACGCGUGCGGCGCCAUUGUGGCGGCGCAGAGCAUCCGGAUGGCGGGGUCGGACCGCGACAUGGUGGCCCUCGUCGACGAGACGAUCAGCGAGCGCCACCGGAGCGCGCUGGAGGCGGCAGGUUGGAAGGUGCGCACCAUCCGUCGCAUCCGGAACCCGCGGGCGUCGAAGGACGCGUACAACGAGUGGAACUACAGCAAGUUCUGGCUUUGGACGCUGACGGAGUACGACCGGGUAGUCUUCGUCGACGCCGACCUGCUGGUGCAGCGCCCCAUGGAGCCGCUCUUCGGCAUGCCGGAGGUGAGCGCCACGGGGAACCACGGCACGGUGUUCAACUCCGGCGUCAUGGUGGUGGAGCCCUGCAACUGCACGUUCCGGCUGCUCAUGGACCACAUCGGCGACAUCCAGUCGUACAACGGCGGCGACCAGGGGUACCUCAACGAGGUCUUCUCCUGGUGGCACCGGCUGCCGUCGCACGCCAACUACAUGAAGCACUUCUGGGAGGGGAACUCCGCGGAGCACGCCGCCGCUAAGCGCCGGGUCCUGGCGGCCGACCCGCCCGUGGCCCUCGCCGUGCACUUCGUUGGGAUGAAGCCGUGGUUCUGCUUCAGGGACUACGACUGCAACUGGAACGCACCCGAGCUGCGGCAGUUCGCCAGCGACGAGGCGCACGCGCGGUGGUGGAAGGCGCACGACGCCAUGCCGCAGCGGCUGCAGGGGUUCUGUCUUCUGGACGAGAGGCAGAAGGCGCUGCUGCGGUGGGACGCCGUAGAGGCGAGGAAGGCCAACUUCUCCGACGGACACUGGAGGGAAAGGAUAGCCGACCCUCGCCGGAGGAUCUGCGCCGGCGAUGAGGGGUGCCGCGAGAGGGAGAUCAAGGGCAGGCGGGUGGAGGGUAACAGGGUCACCACGUCGUACGCCAAGCUCAUUGACAACUUCUGACUUUUCCUUGUGAAAGCAGAAGCCCCGCAUCACAACCGUUGUCUGCUGAUUGGACGGCCCUUGUGUACCGCCACAUAUGCCCGUAGCUAGGGACGCAGAGGAGAAAGGCUUCUUAGUUUGGGCCUUCGACUCGAGAUAUUCAAGGUUUCAUGCUGUUCACCGUUUUUACGAGCUGGUGCAAAGCAUAUGCCACGAGGAGGAAUGUGUA
Lolium rigidum is the source of this 2145-nucleotide messenger RNA. RefSeq names its product UDP-glucuronate:xylan alpha-glucuronosyltransferase 1-like. Gene Ontology annotation, biological process: xylan biosynthetic process. NCBI's taxonomy places the organism in Eukaryota, Viridiplantae, Streptophyta, Magnoliopsida, Poales, Poaceae. Gene Ontology annotation, molecular function: glycosyltransferase activity. The record is from RefSeq and is a predicted model, not a curated record. Bases 18 to 1937 code for a protein of 639 amino acids. The transcript has 4 exons.